UUUUUGGGUUGUUGGAAAAGGUCCUGCCAAAUCUAGUCCAACUUUUGCAAAUAAAGUGUUUGAUGGGACCAUGUGCAUUUCAGCCCUGUAGGGUGGAUUGGGUGAAUGUCUUAGCUGGCAAGUUAUACAGUUGCGUGUCCAUCUUAAUAUGUCAGAGUGCAUUCGUGGCCAGUAGUACUUUCUAGAUUUUUUGAGUGUUUUCUUUAAAUCCAUGUGCCCCCCUCCAAGUUGGGAUGAGUGAAAAGAGUCAAAGAUGAGUGCCCUAAGGGAGGCUGGUAUAAAGAGACGCGGUUUUAAACCCUGAGUUCUUUGAUAAAGUAUUCCAUUGGACAAUUCAAGGUUUGCUGCUACUAUUGUGAAAUUUUCUUGUUCUAGUGGAGGAAUUUCCUUUGGGAUUUCCCCGGAUGUGAGAAAUUGAAUAAAUGUUGAUGAUUCGAGAUCGUCUGCUUGUUCAGAUUUAAUAUCAAUCGCAUAUCUUUGACCAUCCUGUCGUUUCAGUGUUACCCUUGGAAUGUGGUCUUCUAUGUUAAGGAUUUCUUUUUCUUGUAGGUUAAGGCAUACUGGGAAUUCUGCAAUGUCUUGGAGUUCUUCGCUGUUUUCAUUAUCUUUGCCUGCGAGUGCGGGAUUUCUUGAGAGUGCGUCAGCUAGUAAGUUUUCUUUUCCAGAUACAUGUACGAUUUUAAUAUUAUAAUUUUGAAGUUCGAUAAGCCACCUAGCUAAAUUCGGAUGCGCUUCAGCUUUUUCCAUAAGGUAUGCUAGUGGUUUGUGGUC
Molecule: messenger RNA, 771 nt
Organism: Meloidogyne enterolobii
Lineage: Eukaryota; Metazoa; Nematoda; Chromadorea; Rhabditida; Meloidogynidae
Source: the annotation of a GenBank genome assembly